Penicillium daleae is the source of this 822-nucleotide messenger RNA. RefSeq lists its product as uncharacterized. The transcript is spliced from 4 exons. The record is from RefSeq and is a predicted model, not a curated record. The coding region runs from base 1 to 822 and encodes 273 amino acids. NCBI's taxonomy places the organism in Eukaryota, Fungi, Ascomycota, Eurotiomycetes, Eurotiales, Aspergillaceae.
AUGGCACCUCAUACCCGAACCACCUACUUCGAUGCUCGAUUCCGUGGCCUUGUAGGGACUACGGUCACCACAUAUGACCUUAUCUUGGAUAGCGCGUCACCAGAAUCUACCUCCCUCGCCCCUUCCACCUCGCCCUCUCGCGCUACGACCUCCCCCGCCACACCCUCUGCUCUGCCGAAUUCUCCAAUGACAGUCGUGUCUACCUCGGCAGCUCCUAUGACAGAUCACGAUGUCAAGAUGGGACGCGGGUCAGCUAAGACUGUUGGCAAGUUUCUGUGCCACCUUACAGAAGACCCAAAUCAGAUAGCGUUUAUGCGUAUCUACCAACAGAUUCCCAUCACCGACACGGAGGACGCUGAUCACGAUACACUGGCUAGACAGGCCGUUCCUCCUGGAGUGUGUGGCGAGCUAGAGUCCUUUAAGCUAUUACAGAGUGGACGCUGUAGCGCUGUUCCCCGCUUUCUUGGCCACGCAGAAAGCACACAAGGAGAUAACGACCUCGUUCCCGGCGGCUACAUCAGAUACCUUGUGUGGGAAAAGGUCCCCGGGGAGCCUCUGACAAAGGAAUUCUUCUGGGGCUUAGAUGAUGCCGCACGCAAAGACAUCCGUUCUAAGUUCCGUGCCGCCUAUGAACAGGUACUUAGUUGCGGGGUAGCACCAGGCCAGUCCAGAAUCUCGAAGAUCAUCUUUGAUCAGCCCACGGGCAAUCUUCACAUUUCGGGGUUCCGAAGGGGAUGGCCAAUUAUCAGUAAACUUGAAUGGUCAGAAGCUCGUUACGUCGAGUUUGGACUGGAGAAGCCAAGCAGAGAGAGAGACUACUAG